CUCAUCACAAGCUCCAAGACAUGGCCACAUGUUGUAGGUCCUUCUCUUCACACAUAUAACUUGCACACUGCCUGCCCUUGUGCUCUGUUCCCCAUAAAUUUGUUGCACCACCACAGAUAAAAAUUACAAGUUCACGAACUCACGAAGUGACCAGACAACAAAACUCAUUCCACGCAGAGCUCUAUCGUGAGACCAAGAGCUAGAAGGUCACCAGCUCCUGCCAUAAAUACAGUAGCUGCACAAGCGCCCCCUCUCCAUAUCCUGGCACAGGCUUAUGCAUGCAUGGAUCUAGCAAUGCCGACAGCGACGUCCACGUCUCCUACUGAGCCGGAGAUGCCAAUGUCUCUGCCGCCGUCUAUGAUCCCGGCCUGCGACCCGCAGGACGGGCCGGCUUGCAUGAAGCUCAUCGAGGACCUGACCACCCACGCCGGUGCCGUCCAGCGGCGCGUCCUUAGGGAGAUCCUCGCCAGGAACUCCCGCACCGACUACCUCCGCGGCUUCCUCGGCGUCGACGCCGAUGCCGAUGCCGAUGCCGAGCGCGGCGCGGCCUUCUUCAGGGAGCGCGUGCCCGUGGUGGAGUACGAGGACGUGAAGCCGUACAUCGAGCGCAUCGCCAACGGGGCCCCUUCCAGCCUCAUCUGCGCCGCGCCCAUCACGGAGCUCCUGACGAGCUCCGGCACGUCGGGCGGGCAGCCGAAGCUGAUGCCGGCCACGGAGGAGGAGCUGGACCGCAAGACAUUCAUGUACAGCCUCCUGGUGCCCCUCAUGAACGCCCACGUGCCCGGGCUGGACCAAGGCCGGGGCAUGUACCUACUGUUCGUGAAGCCGGAGAUCACGACGCCCUCGGGGCUCGUGGCACGCCCCGUGCUGACAAGCUACUACAAGAGCCGCCACUUCAGGAACCGCCCCGACAGCCCUUACACGCGCUACACGAGCCCCGACGAGGCCAUCCUCUGCCCGGACAGCCAGCAGAGCAUGUACGCGCAGCUGCUCUGCGGGCUUUCCCGCCGGGGCGAGGUGCUCCGGGCCGGGGCCGUCUUCGCCUCGGCGUUCCUCCGCGCCAUCAAGUUCCUCGAGGCCCACUGGCGCGCGCUCUGCGCCGACAUCCGCGCCGGCCAGAGCGCGUCCCGGGUGCACGACCCGGCGUGCCUCGAGGGCGUGUCCAAGGUCGUGGCCAUGCCGGACCCGGCGCUCGCGGACGCCAUCGAGGCCGAGUGCUCGGGUUCCUCGUGGAGGGGCAUCGUGAGGCGGCUGUGGCCCAGGUGCAAGUACAUCGACGUCGUGGUGACGGGGUCCAUGGCGCAGUACGUGCCGAUGCUCGAGUUCUACGGGGGUGGCCUGCCGCUGGUGUCGACGAUGUACGCGUCGUCCGAGUGCUUCUUUGGGAUUAAUCUCCGGCCGCUGGACCGGCCCGAGGACGUGGCGUACACGCUGCUGCCUAAUAUGUGUUACUAUGAGUUUAUUGAGGUGGAGAAGGAUGGGGAGGAGGUCCGGGAGGGGGAGAUGGUCGGGCUCGUCGGCGUCCGGCUCGGCUGCUACUACGAGCUCGUCGUCACCACCUUCGCAGGGCUGUACCGGUACCGUGUGGGCGACAUCCUGCAAGUCUCGGGCUUCCACAACGCGGCGCCGCAGUUCCGGUUCGUGCAGCGCCGCAACGUGGUCCUGAGCGUGGACACGGACAAGACCACCGAGGACGACCUCCUCCGCGCCGUCACCGCCGCCAAGCCGCUCCUCGCGCCCCUCCGCCGCCUCCUCUCCGAGUACACCGCCUACGCCGACGCCUCCUCCAUCCCGGGCCACUACGUCCUCUUCUGGGAGCUCACCCCUAAUCCCCUUGACGCCGCCCCCGCCGUCGACGAAGAAGAAGAAGAGGAAGAGGCUUCCCGAUUCGCGGGGGCCAUGGCCGCGUGCUGCGCGUCCGUGGAGGCCGGGCUGGACGCGGUCUACCGGCGGUGCCGGAGCCGCGACCGGUCCGUCGGCCCGCUGGAGAUCCGGGUCGUGUCCCCGGGCGCCUUCGACGCGCUCAUGGACCUCUGCGUGUCCGCGGGCUCCUCCGUGAACCAGUACAAGACGCCCCGAUGCAUCAAGCACCCGGACGCCAUCGCCGUCCUCGAGGCGUACGUCGUGGGACGGUUCUUCAGCGACGCCGUGCCGCACUGGGAGCCGUUCAGGAUCGUCGAGCCCACGGCGGUGGCCACAAUGUCUGCUGCACCUGAUCAGGCGGCGACGGCUGACACGGAUUAAAGGUUUCAGUAGAUAUAUUAUUGAUUGAUGUAUGUGCAUGUGUAAUGUCUAGAGGGAUGUUGUUCUGAGUGUUGAUUUAAUUACUUCGUUCGUAAGUGGGUGCGUGCGUGCGUGCGUGUUCGAUUGUUACACAUUUGAGAUUGAUCGUAUUGUUUGGUUGGGUCAUGCGUGGAUGCGUGCAUCGCCUAUGGGUAUUUCAAUUGGUCAUUGACUCUGUUAAUUGUUGGUGAAUCAAGACAGAUGUGUUUACUUUUCUUCUUCUUUUUUGCGUGGGUUGAGAAAUCGAGGAGUAAAUGUUGUAUCUUAAGCCAGUUCUGUUUUUUCAAAGAGAAUGUUGUUCUUAAUCUUA
Messenger RNA from Brachypodium distachyon (stiff brome), 2593 nucleotides. RefSeq names its product probable indole-3-acetic acid-amido synthetase GH3.13. The transcript has 2 exons. NCBI's taxonomy places the organism in Eukaryota, Viridiplantae, Streptophyta, Magnoliopsida, Poales, Poaceae. The coding region runs from base 283 to 2244 and encodes 653 amino acids. The record is from RefSeq and is a predicted model, not a curated record. Gene Ontology annotation, cellular component: cytoplasm. Gene Ontology annotation, molecular function: acid-amino acid ligase activity.